AGGAGGAAGGAAUAUGGAGACAGUGUUGUGUUUGCGCGGAGGUCUGAGCCCACAGGGAGCGCGAGACGGCCUGCGGCCGGAGCGCGCCCUUGCGGCCCUCCCCGCCGCGCGCCUUAGUCCAGUCCCAAGAUGGCGGCCACCAUGAAGAAGGCGGCUGCAGAAGAUGUCAACGUUACUUUUGAAGAUCAGCAAAAGAUAAACAAAUUUGCACGGAAUACAAGUAGAAUCACAGAGCUGAAGGAGGAAAUAGAAGUAAAAAAGAAACAACUCCAGAAUUUAGAAGAUGCUUGUGAGGACAUCAUGCUUGCAGAUGAUGAUUGCUUAAUGAUACCUUAUCAAAUCGGUGAUGUUUUCAUUAGCCAUUCUCAAGAAGAAACACAGGAAAUGUUAGAAGAAGCAAAGAAAAAUUUGCAAGAAGAAAUCGACGCUUUAGAAGCCAGAGUGGAAUCAAUUCAGCGAGUGUUAGCGGAUCUGAAAGUUCAGUUAUAUGCAAAAUUCGGGAGCAACAUAAACCUCGAAGCUGAUGACAGUUAAACAUUUUAUAAUACUUUUUUUAAUUUGUUUAAUAAACUUGAAUAUUGUUUAAAAUGAUAAUUUCCCUUCUUCAAAUGAUAUGGAAAGCAAAAGUUUCUUUUUUUAAAAUUUUCAUUUAUUUAAUGAAACUUGCCUAUUUUCACAUGUCUUGCUUAUUUAUUUUAUAUUUUUAAAAGAAGACAGUAUUCAUCUAUGUAUUUUGCAUAACGAUUCUAUCAAGUGUAGGGGCUUUAUGUCAUGUUAUUAAAAUCGGUUAAGCAAC
Molecule: messenger RNA, 796 nt
Organism: Zalophus californianus (California sea lion)
Lineage: Eukaryota; Metazoa; Chordata; Mammalia; Carnivora; Otariidae
Gene: PFDN4
Product: prefoldin subunit 4
Exons: 4
Coding region: 130-534 (134 amino acids)
Biological process (GO): protein folding
Cellular component (GO): prefoldin complex; cytoplasm
Source: RefSeq, a predicted model, not a curated record